AUGCUGAAGCGCGAGCUGCAGAGGCUCUCAGGCAUUCCCCGAUUUCGGCAGCAGAGGUUGGUUCACGAAAGUGGGACUUGCUUGGAAGAGGAGGCCGAGCUUCAGGCAAUGACUCUGCAGUUGGUGGUGUUACCUUUUGCAAGCGCAUCAGAGCUCGAAAUGGACGAGAUCAUCGGGGCUGCUGCAAGUGGCGUCACGUCGAAGGUCCAAGAGUUUCUGCAAAAACAGAUUGACCCGAACUUCCUUGGUUACAAUGACGAAGGUGUCUUUGUUACACCACUCGUUGCGGCAUGUGAGAAAGGCCACACGGAAGUUGCAGAGUUGUUGCUACAAGCCGGUGCUGACAAGGAGUCUUGCGACACUGGCGCUGACAGCGAGCAACGCAAGGUUGUAUCCAAGAUAUCCCAGAUGGUCGACAAAAAGCUCGCGAGCAAAAUGCUGGAAGGCUUCGAUGACUUUGCAAGACGCCUCUCUGGGUGGCUUCUCAGAGGGGCCACUCUGGAGUUCUACGUUUGCCAUGUGGACAUCCUCUGCUUGCUUCUGGAGGCACGGGCGGAUAAGGAUUCGGCUGACAGCGUACUGGGCAAUUCGCCCUUGAGACAAGCCGUCGCGAAAGGCCGUGCGCAGAUCGCCAGCUUGCUCCUGCUGGGCUAG
Symbiodinium necroappetens is the source of this 654-nucleotide messenger RNA. The record is from the annotation of a GenBank genome assembly. NCBI's taxonomy places the organism in Eukaryota, Dinophyceae, Suessiales, Symbiodiniaceae.